Harpegnathos saltator (Jerdon's jumping ant) is the source of this 333-nucleotide messenger RNA. RefSeq lists its product as uncharacterized. Gene Ontology annotation, molecular function: phosphatidylinositol bisphosphate binding. The record is from RefSeq and is a predicted model, not a curated record. Lineage: Eukaryota; Metazoa; Arthropoda; Insecta; Hymenoptera; Formicidae. Bases 52 to 333 code for a protein of 93 amino acids. Gene Ontology annotation, cellular component: membrane. The transcript has 3 exons.
AUAAACGCACCAUCUUAUAUCGGUAGAUUCUUACAGUUAAUAAAAGCGUUUAUGAGUCCAAAAAUUUAUGAGAGAGUGAAAGUUUUCGAAUCCGGAAUAGAAUCAAUAUAUGAAAUAAUAUCAAAAUCUAAUUUACCCGCGGAUUAUGGCGGUGAGGAACCGUCAUUGGAAGCUCUAACAGAUAUGUGGCAUGCGAAAUUGUUGGAACGAAGGGAAUGGUUACUGGAGCAAGAAAAAGUUAAGAGCAACGAAUCUCUACGAACUGAUCACGUAAUAAAUGCGGAUGAAUUAUUCGGAAUUAAUGGGACAUUCCGUAAGUUAGAAAUCGACUGA